Camellia sinensis is the source of this 1206-nucleotide messenger RNA. The record is from RefSeq and is a predicted model, not a curated record. Lineage: Eukaryota; Viridiplantae; Streptophyta; Magnoliopsida; Ericales; Theaceae.
AUGACUUCGAGUAUAAUUGGUGAGCUAAUUUCAAAUGAGGUUCGUAAUAAGGCUUUGACAUUAGUUAGUGAGGUGGUUUAUGAUUUCAAGGAUUAUUAUGGAAUAGAAGUUUCUUAUCAGCGAGCUUGGAUGGGUGUUGAAAAAGCAAGGGGUGUUGUUUUUGGUGACUAUUCAUCAUCAUUUGACGAUCUUCGUUGGUAUGUUGAUGCCGCUAAUAAUGCUAAUCCGGGGAGUGUUUUUGAUAUGGAAUUUGAUGUUGGUAGUAAAGGAAGAUAUUUCAAAUGCUUGUUUUUCGCUUUUGAGGCAUGUAUUUAUAGUUUCAAGUAUUGUCAGCCUAUGUUGAUGCUUGAUUUAACUUUCUUGAAAGGAAGACACAAAAGUUGUCUAUUGGCUACUACGGCAAAAAACGGAGCGGGACAAAGGUUUGCUCAAGAAGUUGUUGAAUUUCGAGAUGCGUUGUCAAAGUAUUCUAUUCAUUCCGGUUUUGAUUUUGAUUUUGUUAAGAAUGAUAAGGAUCGUGCCACUGUUCAUUUUAAACAUGUUAAGAGGACUUCGAGUAUAAUUGGUGAGCUAAUUUCAAAUGAGGUUCGUAAUAAGGCUUUGACAUCAGUUAGUGAGGUGGUUUAUGAUUUCAAGGAUUAUUAUGGAAUAGAAGUUUCUUAUCAACGAGCUUGGAUGGGUGUUGAAAAAGCAAGGGGUGUUGCUUUUGGUGACUAUUCAUCAUCAUUUGACGAUCUUCGUUGGUAUGUUGAUGCCGCUAAUAAUGCUAAUCCGAGGAGUGUUUUUGAUAUGGAAUUUGAUGUUGGUAGUAAAGGAAGACAUUUCAAAUGCUUGUUUUUCGCUUUUGAGGCAUGUAUUCAUAGUUUCAAUGAUAAUUUUAUCAUUUUUGUUACUGGAGAGUGUGGAUUAUUGAGUAUGGUCAAUCUAUUAGUGAUACAUUUAUCAUUGGUUAGGGAUGAGUGCCAUUUGUUUUCAAUUAGUCUUAUUGAUGCUAUACGAGUGAAACUAAUGGAGCAAUUUUCAAAAAGGAGAGAAGUUGGGAAUAAGUGGAAUCGUACUGUUUGUCCUUUUGUAGAGAAAAAAUUGGAAGAAGAUUUUAAUGAUACAAAGGCAUGGAUAGUUAAGAAAUGUAACGAUGACAUUUAUGAAAUCCAAUUAGAUCAUUCAGUUAUGGUUGAUAUUGGGAAACGUUCUUAUUAUUGUUGA